AUGCACUGCAACACUCUCUCCCUUGGCCUCGUUGCCUUCCUCGCCGGAUCCGUCAAUGCUCACGGCCACGUCAAGACUAUUGUCGCUGGCGGCAAGGAGUACACCGGUGGUCUUCCUCACAGUGCUCCCGCUGACGCUGUCGGUUGGGCUGCUGGCAACCAGGACAACGGCUUCGUUGCUCCUGAUGCCUUCAGUACUGCCGAUAUCAUCUGCCAUAAGAGCGCCAAGCCCGUCGCAAACGCCGUCUCCGUUGCCGCCGGUGAUGUUGUCACCCUGAAGUGGGACACCUGGCCCGAUUCCCACCACGGCCCCGUCACUGAGUACCUCGCCCCAGUCAGCGGCGACUUCGCCAGCAUCAACAAGAGCGGCCUCAAGUGGACCAAGAUCGCUGAGAAGGGUCUGAAGUCUGGCAGCAACCCCGGUGACUGGGCCUCCGACGACCUCAUCCGUGAUGGCUUCGCCUGGAAGUUCACCGUCCCCAAGAACCUCAAGGCUGGUAACUACGUUCUCCGCCACGAGAUCAUUGGCCUCCACUCCGCCGGCCAGGCCAACGGUGCCCAGGCUUACCCUCAGUGCAUCAACCUCAAGGUCACUGGAAGCGGCUCCAAGGCCCUCAACGGUGGCGACUUCACCAAGUUCUACACUCCCACCGACCCCGGUAUCCUUUUCAACCUCUACCAACAGUUCUCCUCUUACGAUAUCCCCGGCCCCGAUGUCGAGUCUAUCUAA
Fusarium sp. VM40 is the source of this 729-nucleotide messenger RNA. NCBI's taxonomy places the organism in Eukaryota, Fungi, Ascomycota, Sordariomycetes, Hypocreales, Nectriaceae. The record is from the annotation of a GenBank genome assembly.